Messenger RNA from Durio zibethinus, 3203 nucleotides. Lineage: Eukaryota; Viridiplantae; Streptophyta; Magnoliopsida; Malvales; Malvaceae. The record is from RefSeq and is a predicted model, not a curated record.
GACAUAGUGACUGGAGAAUAACUUUUUAAGUUCUUCGGUGUGGUUUCUGCAGGUUUUUGAGUCUAACUUGUCUUCCUGAUUCCAUAGGCAACAGCAAGGCCACCCUUUGAAUCUUCUUUUUUGAAUUCCUACCAAAUAUUUUAACAGCUAGUUUCUUCGAAUAAGUUAGAAUUUGUCUACCCAUCUCAUCAAUCUCUGCAUUUCUCAGAGAAUAUGAUAUGGAAACUAACAAUAAAAACCCAGUUGCUGUUUUUCUUGCUUCAUUGAUCUUCCUUCUAUAUUCUUUUGCUGCUCAGUUUUGCCAUGCGAUUGACAUAAUCAGACAAGGCGAGAUAAUAGGGGAUGGCGAGACGUUGAUAUCUGAGAAUGGAAUUUUUGAACUGGGAUUCUUCAGUCCUGAAAACUCCCCAUUUAGAUUUGUCGGGAUAUGGUACAAGAUUGAUGUGAAAACAGAUGUAUGGGUUGCAAAUAGAGACAGUCCAAUAUCUGACAGAAGUGGAGUUUUGAGGAUAGGAGUUGAUGGUAACUUGGUUGUUCUGGAUGGAAAUAAGAGUUUAGUUUGGUCAACUAAUGUUUCAGGUUUAUCAACCAACACUGCAGCAAUUCUCCGGAAUACAGGAAAUCUCGUUCUAUCAAACAAUGAUACCAUUGGUGAUGACAGUAGGGCUCACUGGCAGAGCUUCAAUCACCCAACUGAUACAUUUCUGCCUGGAAUGAGAGUCCCAGUGAAUUCUGCGAUAGGAGAGUACCGUGCUUUUAGAGCAUGGAAAUCAGCCAAUGAUCCAUCACCAGGAAACUACACCAUGGGCGUUGAUCCUGAUGGAGGACCACAGAUAGUAAUAUGGGAUCAAAUGAGAAGACGGUGGCGAAGCGGGCAGUGGAACUCGGUGAUUUUUACAGGUGUCCCCGAAAUGAGUAAUACAGCUAGUUUCUUAUAUGGCUUCAAGCUUUCUCAUCCUGAUGAAAAUAGGACCCAGUAUUUUACAUAUGAUCCAUCAAAUUCUUCUACUUUAUUCAGAUUUCGAAUAGGCUGGGAUGGAAAGGAACAGCAGUUGAUGUGGGAUGAUGGAGGGACAAACUGGACAGUUCUGCAUUCACAGCCUGACUCUGCUAAUAAAUGUGAGCUUUAUAAUUAUUGUGGGAAUUAUGCGACCUGCCACAACUUUAAUUCUCCAAGUUGCAAUUGUUUAGAAGGGUUUAGACCAAAGUUUCCAGAGCAGUGGAGUAGAGGGAAUUGGUCAGGUGGGUGUGAACGGAGGAUUGAACUGCAGUGCCAUAGUACUAAUGGAACAGCAGGGGGAAAUGGUAAACCAGAUGGCUUUAAGGGAUUAAAUAGCAUGAAGUUACCCGAUUUAUCAAGCUUGUGGUUGUCUGCGGGGAACUUAGAUGCUUGUAGAGCAAGCUGCUUGGGAAAUUGUUCAUGUACUGCGUGUUCAUUUAUUUUAGGGAUUGGAUGCAUGAUAUGGACGGGAGAACUGGUUGAUAUUCAGCAUUUGGACCAGAGUGGAAGUUUACAGUUCUUCUACCGCCUCCAUCAUUCUGAAAUAGAUGGCACAAGGAAGAUAUCCAACCUUGUGAUAAUCAUAAUUUCUCUCGUGGGGGCAUGCUUCUUGGCGGUAUCUUUAUGGCUACUAUGGAGAUACAAGAAGAAUCUGAAAGGUUUGCCUGCAGUUUCAUCAAUGCCAUGUUGCAAGGACGAGGAUGUAGCAGUUUUUGAUGUGUCCAAGUCCAAGGGCAAAGAAGUUUCAUCAGAUCUUUCAGAACCAUCUGACAUCCUUAUAGAUAGGAAUGAAGUUAAUCGACCAGAAUUACCAAUUUUUAAUUUUAGCACUGUGGCAGCUGCAACAAACAGCUUCUGUGAAGGAAGCAGACUUGGGCAGGGGGGUUUUGGUGCUGUAUACAAGGUGACUUUCUUUAGUUACUUACAAAUUUGUAAUCGGUAUAAUUUUAUCGAAUUAAAGGUAAUACCAGUCACUGUUUAUUUUUGUCAACAGGGAGAACUUCCUGGAGGUCAAGAAAUAGCUGUAAAGAGGCUUUCAGGACAGUCUGGUCAAGGCUUAGAGGAGUUCAAAAAUGAGAUUAUCCUGAUUGCCAAACUGCAGCACAGAAAUCUUGUUAGACUAUUGGGCUGCUCCAUUCAAGGGGAAGAAAAGAUCCUAAUUUACGAAUACAUGCCCAAUAAAAGUUUGGAUAGCUUUCUUUUUGAUGAAGCCAAGCAAGCACAGCUAGACUGGAGAACCCGCCUCAGCAUUAUUGAAGGCAUUGCCAGAGGACUUCUUUAUCUCCAUCGAGAUUCAAGACUUAGAAUUAUUCAUAGAGACUUAAAGGCCAGCAACAUUUUGUUGGAUGCAGAAAUGAAUCCAAAGAUUUCAGACUUUGGCAUGGCCAGAAUAUUUGGGGGUAAUCAAAAUGAAGCAAAUACAGUUCGAGUAGUUGGCACAUAUGGAUAUAUGUCUCCUGAAUAUGCAAUGGAAGGCCUAUUUUCUGUGAAGUCAGAUGUUUACAGCUUUGGGGUAUUAUUGCUAGAAAUUGUUGGCGGCCGGAGAAAUACUGGCUUUCGUUCAUCUGAACACACAAGUCUCAUCGCAUAUGCAUGGCAUCUUUGGAUGGAAAAUAAAGCAAUGGAUCUCGUCGACCCUUGCAUUCGGGAUUCAUGCCCUCCAAACGAAGUGUUGAAAUGCAUACAUAUAGGCAUGCUGUGCGUGCAAGAUUCUGCAAUGCAUAGGCCAACAAUGGCAGCCGUGGUGUUAAUGCUUGAGAGUGAAACUCCUACACUUCCAAUGCCAAGACAACCCACUUAUACUUCCAAAAGGCGUUCCAUAGAUUCCGAAUUUAUUUGGGAUGGCCAGGAAAUUGUAUCUUCAAAUGAUGUCACGGUGACAAUGGUAGUUGGAAGAUAGAUUGAAUUGUUAGCUUCCCUUCCAUUGUUUUCAUAUGUUGAUAAAUUUAUGCAGAAUAUUAUAUAUUCGUUUACACCAUACAAAUUGUCCUGAACCUGGUGUUUAAUUUCUGCUUCUCUUCUUUGAAGUAUAUACAAGAGUUGUUCCAUUACCUUCUAUGCACGUUGUCAUUCCUUUUAAAGGGUGAUUCACCUUGAUUUGAAGGCUAGCAAUGUUCACGUAGAUAAAGACAUGAACCCAAAACUUUCAGACUUCGAAUUUGCGGGAAUCAAAAUUCAUCCCCUUCAUGAGUAAUGCAUUAAA